AUGGAUAUACAGCAAAAGACGUCCAAUCCUGCUGAAAUCGAGGACCCCACCAGUAUGGCCAUUGUAGAGGCUCGCAGAACAACUUUCGCGAUAGGGUGGCCACACGAUGGAAAAUCUGGCUGGGUAUGCCAGUCCGACAAGAUGGUCGAAGCCGGAUGGUAUUUCUGCCCGAACGAAGAAAGCCCGGACUUGGCAAGCUGCCCUUACUGCAAGCUAUCCUUAGAUGGCUGGGAAGAAACGGAUAAUCCAUUCGAGGAACAUUAUCGCCGGUCAUCCGAUUGCUCCUUCUUCGUCUUCGCUUUACCCGCUGCAAAACCUACCAAAAAGGCUACUCGCGCAAAGAAACCACGCGCCUCAAAGACUUCGCGAUUAUCGACACAGUCUGUCAUGAUAACAACCUCGGAAGCCCCUACUCAUGAAGACGACACCAUGGAUAUAAGCGUCACGUCUCAGGCGACAACUAAGAAAUCGAAAGGCACAAAAAAAACCCCUAGAUCUCGAGCCAAAAAGGGAAAGAAAGAGGAGCCUCUCGAACUCGACGAACUCGUGGAACCAGAACAGGCCGAAGAAAAAGAACCAGAACCAGAGAGACCUAAGCGUGCAACGAGAGGAACAAAACGGGGUAGCGAGGCUGUCGCUCAGGAUUUGCCUCUCGUAACCUCAACGGAGGUGCAUAUAACCCCUGACCCAGAGGAACCCUCACCAAAAAGGCGAGCCACAGAAAUUCGCCGCAGUCUCUCUCAGCCCCAUGAGGAUGUGCGACCGGAUUAUCCGGACGAAGCUCCUGUAGAUGUAGCGACUUCCCCCGUGAUGCCCAAAAAAGGACGCAAGGGUACCAAGAAAAGUACAGCAACGAAGACACGCAAAAUAUCAUCGGCAUCUGCUUCUGGAAGAACGACCAACAGCAAGAUCCCAGAUGACUCGAUUCUCGAGGCUGCCAUUGAAGCCGAUCUCGCUCGCAACAGGCAGGAAUCCGAGCCUUUUGAAUUCCAUUACAAGGACGAGGAACGAGAAAGCGCGAGAUUCAGGAAGCAAUCUAUAUCUGCUUCAACGGAAGUAGUGCCAGUCACACAAUAUGACAUUGAAGACGCUCAGGACACUCGAGCAAAAAUUCAAGCUACAUAUCGAGAACAUGUCCCCGAUCCUGAGCCUGAGCCUGAACCUAUUCACGAGGCCACUGCAGAACCAAAAGCCAAAAAGUCAUCUAAGCGCAAGGCCCCUACAAAGAAAUCUAAGAAGGAAAAGGCCGCCACCCCUACUGAGCCCGAGCCCGAGCCCGAACUAGUAGAGUCCAUGCACUCAGAACCAGAUCUACCUGCAGAACUUGAUGUCUCGCAGCCACAAUCUAUUGAAGAAGAAGAACUUGUACGAAGGGAGACGGAAGUCGAGCCACAUGCACGACAAGGUUCGCUUGUAGCUGUCGAGAUUGAAAUCAACAAGCGCCAGCCAGAAUCAGAUACCGAGAGCACGCAGCCUCCGAUGAAAAAGCAAGGAAGGAAGACAGCAAGUAAAGGCAAGAAGCCCGCUGCUUCGAAGCGAAUAGACGAUGAUAUUGCCUUCAAUGAGGAGCAAAACGAAGCCUCUGAUACCAAUUCUCAUAAUGCUCUUCUUGAUGCUGCCAAAACGCGUGGCAGCAGUUCGAAACGUAAAAGCAAAGAAGCUAACAAGGCUGUGGUGGUCAUAGACCAACAGAAUGCCGCUCCGGAAGGUUCAGCGCAUGAGGCAGCUGUCGAGCAGCCACAAGUAAAGGCGAAGCGUGGACGGCCUGCCAAAGACGCUGAGAGGAAAUCUCAAGAGAAUCCUAACAACAACAACAACAACAACCAAGUCGUUGAAGCGAAGCCGAAACGAGGCCGGCCAUCAAAGCAGAUACCACGAGAUGAAGACCAAGAUGAGCAAGAAACUGAGGAACAGUCCAAGCAAUCGCGGCGGUCGCCAAAGUCUAAACUGCCUCCGAAGAAUACUCGGCGCUACAGCGACUUACCAAAAGACAGGCACCGUGCUCAAAGCUUUAUAGAGUCUGUUGCGCAAGAAAGCUCUUCGCCUCAAACUCGCGCUCCGGAUACAACGCACUCAAGAACACAAGAAAGAACCCCGUCGCCGUCACCUCAAUCGUCCGAUGCCGAGAACAAACCUCCUUCCACCAGACCACGCUCGGCAAGGCCGCCUAUUGUCUCGCCAUCAAAGACACUGUCAACACGCGUACCUCUUGCAGCCAGCACUCCAGUUAAAUCACCGUCAAAACGUCAAGUUGGUACAGGAUACCUAUCAUCCUCACAUUCAUGGCAACCAAUGGAUAUCGACGAACUUCUCGGCAGCCUCGAUGACAAAGAAAAUCGUGAUUUCACGAUUAAUCAGAGCAGCCUUAAGGAUAUCCUUACAAGCCCGGAGAAAAAGAUGACAGUGGAGGAAUGGAUUCAAUUUAAUGCGAAGAAUGGAGAGGAGCGAUUGAGACAAGAAUGCGAAAGACUCAUUAGCAUUUUUGAAAGAGAAGGCGGCAGGGCUAUGAGGGCGUUAGAAGGUAUUGAGUGCAUUGACUGA
This is a messenger RNA of Talaromyces atroroseus, 2541 nucleotides long. RefSeq lists its product as hypothetical. NCBI's taxonomy places the organism in Eukaryota, Fungi, Ascomycota, Eurotiomycetes, Eurotiales, Trichocomaceae. The transcript is spliced from 3 exons. Bases 1 to 2541 code for a protein of 846 amino acids. The record is from RefSeq and is a predicted model, not a curated record.